AUGGGAAAGGCCUCUAAUCAUCUAUUUGCCGUCGAGUUCUCAACUUUAAAGAACUUGGAAUUUCACGACAUCAACGACAAUCACGUUGGUGUGGAUCUCAACGAUCUCAGGUCUGUAAACUCUACGCCUGCCGGCUUCUGGGCGGGCAACAAUCAUUUCCAAGAUUUGAAUCUCAAGAGUGGACAGAAUAUUCAGGCUUGGAUUGAUUAUGACCAUCUUCAAAACGAGCUCAGGGUCACCAUUGCAGAAGCUGGUUCUCAACGCCCAGAAACGCCACUGAUAUUUAUGAAAAAUACGUCUCUGCCUAAAAUUGUAGAAGAAGAAAUGUAUGUUGGUUUCUCAGCAGCUAUGGGAGUCGUUUUUGAAGAGAAUUACAUCCUUUGCUGGAGCUUCAAUACAAACGGAACUGCCACUUUUCUGAACACAUCUAAUUUUCCAUCCUUCAUACCUAGAGAUAUCAAGAACUCAAACGCCAGACUGAUUGCUGGUAUUACGAUAGCUUGCGUUGUCCUCCUCCUUGUGGUGGUGGCAGCAUCACUUGUUCGGUUGAAAACAAAGCAAUACAGAAAUCUUAUUGAAGAAUGGGAGAUUGAGUAUUGGCCUCACAGGUUUCAGUAUAAGGACCUACAUAUUGCAACAAAGGGCUUCGGAGAGAAGCAACUUUUGGGAUGCGGAGGCUUUAGCCAGGUCUACAAAGGAGUCCUUCCCACAAACGGCCUCCAGGUGGCGGUGAAACGUAUUCUGAGAGAAACGGAUGAUGGGGUUAAGGACUUCAUAGCUGAGAUCUCAAGUCUUGGUCGCCUUCAACAUCAAAAUCUUGUCCAGAUCAGAGGCUUCUGUAGGCGACAAAACCAGCUAUUCAUAGUUUAUGACUACAUGCCAAAUGGGAGCCUGGACAAAAUGAUAUUUGGAAACCCAAAGAAGGUGUUUGAAUGGGGUCAGAGGUACAGAGUCCUCACGGAUGUCGCUGCGGGGUUGAUGUAUCUCCACGAAGAAUGGGAGCAACGCGUAGUGCACAGGGACAUCAAGUCCAGCAAUAUUUUGUUGGACUCGGAGUUUAACGGAAAGUUAGGGGACUUUGGGCUUGCCCGUCUCUACGAGCACAAUGAAAUCUCACAGACUACUUGCGUGGUGGGAACGCUAGGAUACAUCGCACCAGAGCUCAUACACACAGGAAAGGUCAGCCCCGCCACAGAUGUGUUCAGCUUUGGUAUUUUGAUGUUGGAGGUUGCUUGCGGAAGGAGACCUGUCGAUCCCUCUCUCCAACCUGCUCAAGUAGUUCUGGUAGACUGGGUAAGAGAACUUGAUGACAAUGGCAGUCUGAUGGAUGCAGCAGACCUGAAUCUUGGCGGGCAAUACGUUGAAGCUGAGAUGGAGAGAGUCCUCAAAUUGGGGCUACUGUGUUCUAAUCCUCAGCUAGAUGGUAGGCCUGGAAUGAGACAAGUUCUACAAACACUUGAAGAAGAAGCUCCAAUAACAAAUUUUGAUGCUUCGUUUCAUUUGCAGAUGAGUAAUACUUGGAGAUCUCCUAAAUGUUACAGUCACAGCGCAGAUGCUUCUAUUUCUAUUUCUGUAGAGGGACGAUAA
Messenger RNA from Cryptomeria japonica (Japanese cedar), 1587 nucleotides. Its product is annotated as L-type lectin-domain containing receptor kinase SIT2-like. Bases 1 to 1587 code for a protein of 528 amino acids. NCBI's taxonomy places the organism in Eukaryota, Viridiplantae, Streptophyta, Pinopsida, Cupressales, Cupressaceae. Gene Ontology annotation, biological process: protein phosphorylation. The transcript has a single exon. The record is from RefSeq and is a predicted model, not a curated record. Gene Ontology annotation, cellular component: plasma membrane. Gene Ontology annotation, molecular function: carbohydrate binding; ATP binding; protein kinase activity.